Salmo salar (Atlantic salmon) is the source of this 5485-nucleotide messenger RNA. Its product is annotated as VPS9 domain-containing protein 1. The record is from RefSeq and is a predicted model, not a curated record. Gene Ontology annotation, molecular function: guanyl-nucleotide exchange factor activity; small GTPase binding. Gene Ontology annotation, cellular component: endocytic vesicle; cytosol. Gene Ontology annotation, biological process: vesicle-mediated transport. NCBI's taxonomy places the organism in Eukaryota, Metazoa, Chordata, Actinopteri, Salmoniformes, Salmonidae.
AGAUGGAUUUUGACCGACAUUCUGCAAAUGUUCUCAUCAAUGAAAUAUUUGAUCUCAAUACAGUUUUAUGUUACCAAAACUAAAAUCGGUUACGAAAAGAGUGGACAAUUCUUUGUAGAAUUUACCCUUUGCCAAAGUAUUGAAAAAUCGCUAUAUUUAGGAGUUCGAAGGGCGAUUUGAGUUAUUGCACACGCGCACUUCAGAGUAGGCGUUCCCUAUCAAUAAUAGUAUACGUUCUGAAACACAGCAAUAGGAUCUUGGUAGCUCAUGCUUGGCUCUGCCCACUCCUUGCUUGUUCUUCCCACUAUGACUAUUUGUUUCCCCAUUGGAUCCGACAGGCUGUGGUUUAUCUUGGGUUAGUUAUAAAAAAAUAUGUAGCGCCAUCUUGCGGCUGUUGAAAUAUAUACUUCCGUUCGUUCAUGCAGAGUUUACAUCCGGAACGAUUGGUCACAACAAUAACAACAACAACCACCACUCAUCAUCAUCAUCAUCAUCAUCAUGGCAGCAGCUGGCGCUGACAUGAAGCCCCUUCAAAAUGCCAUGAAAAUAGCUAAAGUAGCUAUACAAUUGGACGCAGGGAACCGACAUAAGGAAGCUUACUGUGAAUAUUUGAGGAGUAUCAACUUCAUCUCCCACUCACUUUUGGAGGAUGCUGUAUCGAGGCAGGGAGAGAUAGUAGCAGUAGAGGUGGAAAAGAUGUUGAGGCUGGCUGAGCAGUGUUUGGAGAGAGCCAAGUCCUCCUUCAUAGGAAGGAGAGAUGAACCCGCAACCCCUACCUCCUACACCACACCUAUCAACUUGGCAGCGCUCAGCCUGACCACAACCUUAGCAGUAAGCCCUGGAAAGAUUGUUUCGCCACAACCACAAGAGCCGGUUAUUUACUCGGGGCCUAAACAUAACCCCAGGCCUGGACAGCGCAGAGUUCUCUCUGAGGGUGGAGGGGAGGUCACCACCUUCCUGCCCCCAGAAGUCUUCCAGAGUUUGCAGAUAGUGGAGUCACAGGAUACCAGGAAGGAGCUUACACCCAUAGAGGAGGCCUCACGGUUGAACCAGAAGUUGAAAGAAAAUUAUGAAGCUCGUCUGGCACGACUCCCCCCUGCUCAGGCCCGUACACAGAAGACUUCCCUGACUCUCUCUCUUCAGAGGCAGAUGAUGGAGAACCUGAUCAUUGCCAAGGCCAGGCAAGAUGCUCUCCAAAGGAAGAUGGAGGAGAGGAGACUGCGGCUGCAGGAGGAGGCCAACAGGAGGUUUGCAGCGUCUGGAACAAUUACUGCAGAAGAACAGGAGCAACGUGUUCUGUACACAAAUGUUUUGGAAUAUGAACAAGAUCAUGACUGGCCCAAGCUAUGGAAAGCCAACAUUAAGAAAAAUCCUGAUGAUGCCACAUUGGUGUCCGGCCUUGUUUCAUGUCUUCUCAGCUGUCCAGACCAUCCUGUGAUGAUGCUACUGAAAAGGCUCCAGUACAGAGUUUACAACAGGCUCUACCCAAUCGUGAGUAAGAGUCUCCCUGCAAGUCCUGCCCUGCCCAUGAAACCCUCCCACAGCGCUCAGAGCCUGUUGAUGUCAGACUCUCAUCAGAACGCGUCAAAAUCAGAAGUGGGCCACAGUAUGUCCUCCGAUGCCUCUCUCAAUAUCUCCUUCUCCCAUGACCAUAUUGCUGAGGAUGGGGAUGGGCCCCAUACACUGGACAGGGAGAAUUCGUUUGAGGAUCUGGAGCAGUUUCUGACACAGCUGGACUGGGCUCCAUCACAUGGGGACCCUGAUGUGACCUUUGAACAGUCACAGUUGGAUCAGGAGGAGUCUCUCGUUCAGGACUUGGAGAUGCGUGAUCUCAAAGAACACCUCAAGGCUAUUGUGAAGGACAUCCAUAUUGCCAUUGAUCAACUGCUGUCGCUAUGUCUGCUCUCCUUUGAGUGUCUGAACACAGCCAGUUCUAAGGACCUGUGUGUGGCCAGCAUAGAAGAAGCCUUCUUCACUCCCCUCUGGAGCUCUUUGUUGGCUCUCUUCAGGAAGGUCCACAGAGAGAGGGAGCUGUGCUUUGAGUCCAGUAUGAGGCUGUAUCGGGAUGCCUUACCUGGUGAUGUUGGUGUCGCAUCGAAACUGUACCCCCAGGACCCUGUCGUGCUGCAUGGUUCCUACCCCUAUGACUCGGCAGUGCAGGAGCUUCGCUUGCUGUGCAGAGAUUGCUGUCCCCAGAGAAAACUGGAGUGCAUUGUUCGGACGUUGCGUCUGAUCUGUGCUUGUGCUGAGGACUACUCCUGCCUUCAUGAGGCAGAAUCCAAAACCGCAGCUAUCGGGGCAGAUGACUUGUUGCCCAUCCUCUCCUAUGUGGCUCUGCGCUGUGAGCUGCCUCAGCUGGUGUCAGAGUGUGCUGCCCUGGAGGAGUUCAUUCAUGAAGGGUAUCUGAUUGGAGAGGAGGGCUACUGCUUGACCUCCAUGCAAAGUGCUCUGCAAUAUGUGGAGUCAUUGCACACAGGAGGAUUUCAGCUGCACAACACUAAAUUCACCUGAUACAGGAUGAAGAUUUGUUUAGAACAGACAUAGAGAGCGGUUGGGGCAGUGUUGACCUGAUGGGUCUGUGUGCUGGAGGCCUGGCAGGGAGGAGGGCAGAUGGCUGGAUUGUUCAGUGUUUCCGGACCAGAGGAGAAGACAUGCCAAUGCGAAUCAGGAGGAGUCCAGACAACCGCAGAGGACUUUAACUUUAAUGCAUAACUCGCGCUCACUGUGUGUCCCCUUGAAUCCCUUCAAGUCCACUUACCUUGUCACCCACAUGCAAGCUGAAAUCUCAGUCAGAGCUCGGAUCCUAUCAGGACCCAUUAUGCCGUAACAGACUACUCAGUCCCAGCCUCCUUGGCAGGAUACACUGCUUCAUUCCCAGACAGAUCCUCGCAACCCCUCUUCCACUUCCCCUCAUAACAGCCUAUUACACGUACACACCCCAUGUGGUGCUGACAUCCAUUAUACAAGGAGUCUAUGAAACAAGAACACCUGAGUGGGCUCCCAAAUGGUGCAAUCAAGGGUCUGAAAUCAAACCGGACCCUGGUUUGAUUCCAGGCUGUAUUACAAUUGGCCCAGUGUCGUCCGGGAUUGGCUGGGGUAGGUCGUCAUUGUAAAUAAGAAUUUGUUCUGACUUGCCUAGUUAAAUAAAAAAAUAAAACCUGCUCUUUCCAUGACAUGGACUGCCCAGGUGAAUCUACAGUACACAGAUUCGUUGUAACCCUUGACACAAACACCUCAUUCAACUCAUUGAGGGCUUGAUUAGUUGAAGUUGAAUCAGGUGUGCUUCUCCAGGGUUACAAUUCAAAUGUGUAAUGUUGGUGUUACUGGAGGACCAGGGGUGGGAAACACUGGUGUACGGUACAGGAGGAGCUGGAGGUGAAGCAGCGGAAUGUACCUCUGGUGGCCAGACCUGAGUUCAAAUACUAUUUCAAUUUAUUUUCAAUAGAUGUCAAAACAAGUAUUCAGAUAACCUUUAUUUGAAGAAAAAAAAAAAACAAGUAGUUGAAUAUUGGAAUGUAUUUGUAAAUGCUCUGGGCGCGUUUAGAGCGGAUUACUUUUGCCUUUUCAAAGUUUGUUGCAUUAUGGGGAUAGAAAUUGUUUGACUUGCGCCCACAUGUUGACUGCAAACAUCAACUGAUCAAAGGUCAUGAAAUUGUGACUGCAGUUGACUGCAGGUUUAUGCAGUUGAUCAGUACCAGCUUUAUCCUGCAGCCAUCGCCUGCAUUGUUGACUGUUGUCAGCUAAUCAUUUGGGUGUUUUUGUUUGACCCAGAACAAAUGUGACCAACGACAUGAAACAGGAACCAACUUUGUAAACAGUGGAUAUGUACAAAUGAAUGUGAUAUCUGAUGUUUUUCGUCAUUGUUUAUGAAAGAUUUUAUUUUAUAUGUUGCACUGAGCCUUGCUGUUGGAAAACCCCAUCAGUGUCUGACUUUCAGCUGUAGCAGAUGCACCUCCCCCGACUUCACUCCUCCACCUCUGUCUACAGUCGGUUGCUUUAGUCUUACCGCUCAAACAAGCCCACUGACUCAAAUACACUCCCAUGCAUUAAACCCAGGUAUUUACUUUCAUAUACAAUUUGGUCGACUAUUUGUUUUUUUCAAAUAACCAUUCAAAAACUCAAAUAAAAGUACUUGUUUUGGGCUAUGUAUUUGAAAAUACUCAGAUACACAGAAAAAAUAUAUUUAAUAAACAAGUAUUAAAGUACACAUGCACUGUAUUUGAACCCAGGUCUACUGGUGGCCUGUUAUACCAGCCUAUAACCCUGUGUGGGGUACAGUGUACUGGCACUAGAGUGUGAUCUAUACCAGAGGGUGCAGCAGUAGGAAGCCCUAGGUUGAGAUAGUUGGGCUGAACUUGACAGGCGGCCUGGAAAGUAUGAAUGACAGCUACCCAGUGCAUUUGUCUGCUGACAUUACUGUUCAUGUCAACAUUGGAAACUAAUCAUCUGAUAAAAUGUAGUGUGUGUGAGGCCAUGCCCUGAUGAUGCUGGCGUGAGAUCAAACUGUCCUCUCCAUCUCUCUCUGACCUCAGAGCUGGCCACACAUUUGAUUAAAGUCUGUGGAGUGUGUGAGCCUGCAGAAAGGUCUCCAAAAACACCAAAUAACCAUAUUUUUUAAAUAGAUACAGCAUUAAACAGACAAAUCCCUCUGCUCUCUCUUUCGUCACACCACUCCAAGAGUUGUUUCCCUGUCUGUCGUAUGUGGACCGGACCACACACACACCCACCCACAUUAUUGUAACUGAGAUUCAUUGUAACAAAGAAACACAAAUACUUGCAGGUAUUUGUUCAAAAUGUUAUUUUCAGAGUUUCCCAGAAUGUAUCAAGUAAAUCUGUUGCCUGCCAGUCUGUCUCUCAGCCUGACUGUAUGUUGUGGUGUAUUUUGGCCUGUGAAUGUGAGGCAUGUGGGUUUUUUUUAUUGAAAACUUAAGCUUUGGUAAGCACUUGCUACAAGGGGAGCAUGAUACUGCCAAGGUCUCAUAUUUGUUUUUCCAUCUGUUUUAAUAUUUCAAUCCCUUAACUGAUUCACGUGUUUUAAAGUGGGAUGGGUCAGUCCAAUGUUUUAUGAAACCAGAAAAGAAAUGUGAUGCCCACUUCUUAACUGUUCUACCUUGCUUGUUAACAUGACAUCUGGUAUAGGCCCAGCCCAGGAAAUAAUAUCUUAAACUUAACUAGUGCAAUUCAUCAUUUGCAUUUCAAUUGUUUACAGUACUUAUUCAAUUACUUUAAUGAUAUAUAAAGACAGCUGUAUUUCUGUCUGCUCUGGUUCCUUUUAUUUAAUGCAGAACUACAUUAUUUUCUACAACAGUUUCAGUGCCUCUUAGUGAUAUGUCAAAUGAGGUCAGGUGCCAUACAACCUGCAUAGUGCUCUUUGUGAGGGAGACCCUCCUAUUUGACUGAUCUGUGACCCACUGAACACUUAAAAUACUGAUGUUACAUCUCUCUGUAAUUUUGUAAUACAUUUUAAAAAAAUACCUUCUCACCC